This is a messenger RNA of Rosa chinensis, 2171 nucleotides long. Its product is annotated as delta(8)-fatty-acid desaturase 2. The transcript is spliced from 2 exons. Gene Ontology annotation, molecular function: oxidoreductase activity, acting on paired donors, with oxidation of a pair of donors resulting in the reduction of molecular oxygen to two molecules of water. The coding region runs from base 573 to 1928 and encodes 451 amino acids. Gene Ontology annotation, biological process: lipid metabolic process. Lineage: Eukaryota; Viridiplantae; Streptophyta; Magnoliopsida; Rosales; Rosaceae. Gene Ontology annotation, cellular component: membrane. The record is from RefSeq and is a predicted model, not a curated record.
ACAGCUGUAGGGUGCUAUAGCCAAAAACCACAAAGAGCAUAUCUUCCAUAUCUCUUUCUCCAUCCUCACCUCUCAUUGGUGUGACUCAGCUAGCCCCAACGGUCGAGAAUCCAACGCGCUCAGCUCGCCCCGUUUUUGACCGCCGUUGACUAAUCAACCAAGCCGGCCUCCUGCGGUGAGUAAUGCAACUGUCGACGACACCACGACGAUAGCAAUAGCGCGUUGUAUUCGAGAACGAUCCGGACUCGGUGCCUCUGCUCGGUACUCAGUACUCACCCUGCUCUGUUUUUGUCUUGUUUGUUUUCGUGACAAGUAUAAGUCACGACUCACGACUCACACUUCACCCACCAUCAGAAAAGCACAUUUUCUCAAAAGCUCAAAAUAGCAUUGAACCCAAGUUCUGGAGUUUGGAGAUUUGUUAGCUUUAACAAGUUUGGGUAGUAAGAAUAUCUGAAAGAGGGUCUCAACUCUCAAACCCCAUUUCAAAGUUUGAGUCUUUACUGAUUUUGAAAGUUGGAGAACAGAGCUUGACGUUUAAGCUUUGGUUUUUUGACUCAAAGGUUUGGUUCAUAAUGGAGGAGAAAAUGGAGGUUGAGAACAAGUAUAUUACUGUUGAGGAGCUGAAGCUGCACAACAAGCCUGGGGACCUAUGGAUCUCUAUCCAGGGCAAGAUUUACAAUGUCUCAGAUUGGGUUCAUGAUCACCCAGGUGGAGCUACCAUUUUGUAUGAUUUGGGUGGCCAAGAUGUUACUGAUGGAUUCAUGGCAUACCAUCCUAGCACUGUGUGGAAGCGCCUAGGGAAGUACUUCAAUGGGUAUCAUCUCAAGGAUUUCGAGAUCUCAGAGGCGUCCAAGGACUAUAGGAAGCUUCAUGCUGAGAUUACGCAGAUGGGUUUGUUCGAAAACAAAGGGCAUGGGGCUCUUUACAAUAUUACAACUAUUGUUGUUUUGCUUAACCUUGUUGUUUAUGGUGUGUUGAAGUCUGAUAGUGUGUUGGUCCAUUUUGUUUGUGCUGUGAUGUUGGGGAUCUUGUGGAUUAUGGGUGCUUAUAUGGGUCAUGAUGCGGGUCAUUACCAAGUCAUGUCAAGCCGUAAGUGGAACCAAAUUAUUCAGGUUCUGGCUGGGAAUUGCCUUACUGGGAUUAGCAUUGCUUGGUGGAAAUGGACUCACAACGCACAUCAUAUUGCCUGCAACAGCCUGGAUUAUGAUCCUGAUCUUCAACACAUGCCGGUCUUUGCAGUGUCGACAAAGUUCUUUCAUUCGAUUACUUCAGUCUUUUAUGGGAGGAAGUUGGAUUUUGAUCAUGUGGCUAGGUUCUUAGUCAGCCAUCAGCAUUUUACUUAUUAUCCUAUCAUGAUUGUUGGAAGGGUCAACUUGUUUAUUCAGACCUUCUUGUUGUUGUUGUCCAAGAGAAGCAUCCCCAACAGGACUAUGAACAUAAUGGGAAUCCUUGUUUUCUGGACUUGGUUUCCUCUGCUUGUCAUGUGUCUGCCCAGUUGGAGUGAGAGGGUGAUGUUCGUGCUUGUGAGCUUUGCAGUGACAGCACUUCAGCACAUUCAGUUCACUUUGAACCAUUUCUCAGGAGAUACUUACCUUGGACCACCAACUGGGAAUGAUUGGUUCGAGAAGCAGACUGCUGGAACCAUUGAUAUUUCGUGCUCAAAGUACAUGGAUUGGUUCUUUGGUGGUCUGCAGUUUCAGCUAGAGCACCAUUUGUUCCCCCGAUUACCCCGAUGCCAACUGAGGACGGUUUCUCCAACUGUGAAGGAACUAUGCAAGAAGCACAAGUUGCCUCACAGAAGCUUGUCCUUCUGGGAUGCCAAUGUGACCACCAUUAGGGUUCUCAGGAAAGCUGCCCUGCAGGCUUGGGACAUGACCCUUCCUGUCCCGAAGAACUUGGCUUGGGAAGCUAUUAAUACCCAUGGCUAAGAUUUGCGGAGGCUCUUCAAGCUAUUACCCCCCAACAUUACAUUUCUGCUUUUAUAAGUUGGGGUAUCUAGGAUGAAGAUCAUUUUUUUUUUGGAGCUGGUUUUUAAUUUCAAUUUGAUAUUAUUUUUGACAUUCCCACUUUUACAAUAUUUGAUUCUAUGUUUAAGUCACUAUUCAAACGCUAUCAACUUCGAUUGAUAUGCAUUAUCAAAUUUUAAUACAGAUUAGAGAUGUGUCUCUGAC